This is a messenger RNA of Pundamilia nyererei, 869 nucleotides long. Its product is annotated as claudin-10-like. Gene Ontology annotation, cellular component: membrane; bicellular tight junction. The transcript has 5 exons. The coding region runs from base 75 to 851 and encodes 258 amino acids. Gene Ontology annotation, molecular function: structural molecule activity. The record is from RefSeq and is a predicted model, not a curated record. Lineage: Eukaryota; Metazoa; Chordata; Actinopteri; Cichliformes; Cichlidae.
AAAUGCACUGUGGUUUGUGUUAAGGAGCUUAGAUUUGUUAGUAGUCUGUCUUGGUGCUGAAAUCUGAAGCAAUAAUGGGUUAUAGGACUAUGGUGAUGUACAUGGAGAUAGGCUGCUUUGUAGUAUGUGUGUGUGGAUGGAUUCUGGUCUGCUCCACAAUGCCAACAGAUAUCUGGACCUGGUCUGAAGUCAGCAACGUGGUCCUGGCGACAUCAAACUACUACUCGAACUUGUGGAAGGACUGCAUAUCUGAUUCAACUGGAGUAUCUGACUGCAAGGGAAUUCCAUCCAUGCUGGCACUGAACUGGGACAUUCACAUGUGCCGGGCUCUUAUCAUCAUCUGUAUUAUCCUGUGUUUCUUCGGAUCAAUUUUGGUCUUAGUUGGAAUGAAGUGCACUAAGAUCGGAGGGUCCGAGCUUGCUAAUGCAAGAGUAACCUUUGCUGGAGGGAUGAACUACCUUAUAGGAGGGAUGUGUUCUAUGAUUGCUUACUCCUACUAUGGAAAUAAAAUAAGAGCUGAGUUUGAAGAUCCAAACUACAUGGAACAGAAGUUUGAAAUAGGAGUAGGUGUCUUCAUUGGCUGGGGAGGCUCUACCUUACUUAUUGUUGGAGGACUUAUUUACAGUAUCUUUGCAGGAAGAGAAGGGUGUCACUCAAGCUCAAAGAGGUAUGCUACGCAUCAGUUCCAAGAUGCCUACACUUUUGUUCCAACACAAAAAAGCGUUGUGUCUUUGGCUUCCACAGAGAUUAGUAGGAGUAAAAAACCAAGGAUGAUCAGCAGCAGCAGAGCCAGUAGCAUCUCAGAGAUCAACAGUGUCACCAAGACAUCGGUCACUUAUUCAUAUGUGUGACUAACCUACACAGAAUUA